AGUCACGCGUCGAGAGCAGACCUGUAUCCGUCUCUCGCGUUCCAUUCAGUGCGCGCCAUUGACACACUGUUGGCCUGGAGUAGCGUAUAUCGCACCCAUCGAGUACCUUGCUGUGGAAAGCACCAUAUUGCUUCGUCUACACAAGGCUCAAUUGCCAGCAACAGCUGCCAAGCGCGAUCAAUCGCACUGCGAUAGAACUUACCUUACCUUACCUUCACAUCGUCACCCCACUCUCACCAUCCUCCUUCCUUACCUAACUUAACACCUGCUUCGUCUGACGCUCCGUCAUUUUUGGCUUGUUUUCAAUUCACCUGUCACCAUUUCCUUUGGAGAAGGAAGUCAUUAUCAUUCAGGAAAUAAUUGUCACAGCCGACACUGACCAUCAUGCCGGAUCAAGUCCCCUCACGAUCUACCUCCCGCCCCCGUACGACGCGUAACAGCCGCGGCUUACGCCACAGCAACACUGACCGCGAAUCCUCCGUCGAAUCUGUCACACCCGCCACCUCGGUCGAUUCCUCCGCCCCUUCGAGAAGGACUCGAAAGCUUCGAUCUCGACGAGCCAGCUCCACCACCCCCAAUGCCGCUAAUAUCGACACCGGCAGUACCUCUUCUACCUCUAACCUCGACACCUCGGCAUCCGAGCCAACUACGACCAACCCUCCCUUUACCUCUCGAGCCACAGCUCUCCCCACCCUUGCCCCUAUCAGCGAAGAGGAGCCUCAGGCAGCCAGCCCCCGGGCUUUGCCUUCUGUCGCCCCGGUAGCCGACGCCCCUACCGAACUAGCCAGCCCUCUAGAGGCACCAUCGACACAGGGCCCUGAGGAAGCCGACCAACAUACCGAAGUAGCCAACACUACAGAGGAGCCAUCGGCACAGGGUCACGAGGAGACCAACGGCGAGACCGAGUUCGCCAACACUGCAGAGGAGCCAACAGCACAGGAUCCCGAGGAGGCACCCUCUACACAGGCCCUUGAGGAGGCCGACGAGGAAGACUCGUCGGUGCAUGAGACUUCUCUCUUUGCUGGACGCCGCCGGGAAGAAGGACACAAGUUUGGCUACGAACUUUACACCGCCAUCAAAGCCGAACUGUUCACCAGAAGUUGUGUCUGCCCCCUUCCUACCAUUCACAGUACAAAGGAAGAAGCCGAAGCUGGAACCGGUGUGUUCCGUUUCUACCGAGUUGGUACCCAUCACGACAACAUUCGGGUCUUCAUGCGAAAGGACGACAACCUCUGGCACUGCCAAUGCCAGAGCCAGUACCUUAGCUACACGGACCGCCCCCUCCUUCGAAAGCGCAAGGCCGAGGACACAGAGCUUGACCUCGAGGCCCAGAACAGCGGGAAGGAUACCCAGGCCGGUAUUACUACUGUGCGAGCUAUCGACGAACAAAACGGCCCAGGGUCGAAACGCCAGGAGUCUAUUCGAUCAAUGUGGGGCUCCAUUACUGGGGGCAUCAAGAAUAUGAGUGCUUCGGUGAAGGGUUGGCUCAGCCAACUCCAUGCUCGUCUCACGGCAGUGCCCUCAGAGGCUAUCGAGACCCGCAAAUACGAUGAAGCCGGCCGCAACCUCGUCGUCAAGCGGUUCAAGCGCCAGUACUGUCUCCCUCUGGGCCCGGACUCGGCCCCCAAAGAAGAAGCACAGUUUGAGCAGCUUCCAUACUUUGAGUGGGCAAGUGAUGCUACCGCGAACAUCGGAGAGACCGCCAUCAGGAGCAUUAAGGAUGCACUGUGGCGUCACGUCGUCACGAUUUCGGCCAGAGCCAUCGCAUUUGACACAUCGGUCGACGCCCUCAGAGCCCGGCACAAGAAUGACGAGGAUGGAAUCGACGUCGACCUCAGCAUUGGCAUUUUUAACCUCAUGACCAAGCAUUUCGACGAGGUUACCAAGGAAAACUUCAAGGAAGCCGCAUCGAUGCACAGACAAGGGGCUGGACUUGCCGUGGAAUUCAUCAACACGGUGUACCUCCGCCCCGAGGUCCUUCCCAUCCUGAAGAACGACUUCGCCAAGCCGCCAAAGCGGCUGGAUUAUUUUGGCAACUUCGAGUUCAAGAUGCAGACGCGUCAGGCCGGAGACUUCUUGACCUGGCUUCUCACCCAGAAAGCCUUGUUCAACAUCAGCGGUGACCAUCAAGUAGCAAUCGCCAAGAUAAUUGUCGACAUGGAUGCCGUCCACAAGCAGGAGGUCCCGCCUAGCCUGGUCCAGUUUCCAGGAUAUAACGCGGACCUCAUGCCCGGGAGCUUUCCGCUGGAGGACAGCAUCCUCGAAGUGAUCCCAACAGAGGACUUCAUCAUAGAACCCGUCUAUGAAUGCAAGCACCCCGAUUCUCGGCCCCCUACCUCCUCCUCGUCGUCUUCGGCCAAACCCGAAGAACCGAAGACGCCUUCGCAACCAAAGGGCAUUCUGAAGAAGGAACCGAAGAAGUGGCCAGAAAACCCCGUUUCGCCAGGACCUGGUGACGGGUCACCAAGUUCAAGAGCCAGAAGGCUUCAGUUCAAGAACCCCGAGGCAUUCUUCACGCCUCCCAGAAAUUCGCCCAAGCAAAGAGCGAUUGGGAAAGCCCGCUUCAGGCUACCCUACAAGACGACGGACCUGGGUAGGGAGUACUUGAUGUCAUUGUACCCGUCAAUGCUCGAAGGCGCCUACCAUGGGACAAAAUAUGGCGAAUUCCUACAAGAGGCUCGACGCGAGCUGUACAGCCAGCCGGGCUUCAAAGCUCCCCCCCCACCACCGAAACCGUGGGAUGUUUACAAGAAGGACGAAGAGGCGAGGCGCAAAGCUCGCGAGGCCAUGACGCCCGAGGAGAGACGGCGCCAGAUGGAUCUCUUGGUCCGCGACCUGGAGCUCAAUCCCGACGGGGAGGUUGUGCGGCGCGAGCUCCUCGUCCCGGAGGCAGAGCUCAUAAUCGCGACCAGGCGGCUGGAGGAUCUGGAGCUGUCCCGUCAAGUCCGGCAAGAAGUGGAAGCGGCGGCCGAGAGGGAGCGUCAGAAGAUGGUGGAGCUCCUCGCGGAGGAGAAAAGGCUCCGCCUCGAAGAGGAGAAGCGCAAGGAGGAGGAGGAGAGACUCCGGCGCGAAGAGGAGGAGCGGCGGCAGCGGGAGGAAGAGCUCCGCGCAGAGCAGGAGGCCCAGCGUAUCCGGGAGGCUGAGGAGCGUGCCACACGCAUGAGACUGCGCGCUCCCUCACGACCAAUGAUCGGACCCAUCACCGAGGAGUGGCAGACCAAGGUGAUGGGGAUCGCGUCGGCCGGCCCCAAUGUCGAGCUAGCCAAGACAUUGGAGGGGCAGAUCCUCACAAGGCGGGACUUUGAGGAGAAGCUCCUGCCAGCGACAGCCUGGCUGAAUGACAAUGUCAUCACCGGGUCGAUUCUCUACGUCGGAGAAUACGUCAAUGGCAAGGCCGGCGCGACUGCGCAGGACCCGAGGUGCGCCACCUUCACCUCCUACUUUUGGCCUCGUCUCGAGAGCGCAGGGCCGGCACAGUGUGGCCGGCUCAUGCGCCGAGCUGGUGUGAGGAAGGAUAACUUCCUCAACAUCGACUCGAUCCUCAUUCCGAUCUGCUCGGGCAACCACUGGACGCUGGCGGUCGUCCUCCCGAGCAGACGGAGGGUGUUGCAUAUGGAUUCGCUGCGCGGGGGCCACGGCAAUCCUGAUGUGACCCGGAGGAUUCUCGAGUGGGUCAAGGUGACCCUCGACGACCAGUUCGUCGAGGGGGAGUGGGAGGUGGUGGACCUCGACGGGCCGUUGCAGAGGAAUGGUUGGGACUGCGGGGUCUUCACCAUCACGAACGGCCUGUGCCUGGCGCUGGGGCUCGACCCCAACGAGUCCUACACGGCACAGCAGCUGACGUUGCAGAGGCAUCGUCUGGCCGCUGUGCUGUUGAAUGGCGGGUUCAAGGGCGAUUUCGACCUUGAGGGGAUCUGAGGGUGCCCGCACACCUUCAGUUCUCCCUACCCCAUUCAACAGUGGGACUCGUUGGG
Molecule: messenger RNA, 3974 nt
Organism: Phialemonium atrogriseum
Lineage: Eukaryota; Fungi; Ascomycota; Sordariomycetes; Cephalothecales; Cephalothecaceae
Exons: 3
Coding region: 385-3918 (1177 amino acids)
Biological process (GO): protein desumoylation; proteolysis
Cellular component (GO): nucleus
Molecular function (GO): deSUMOylase activity
Source: RefSeq, a predicted model, not a curated record